Folsomia candida is the source of this 2512-nucleotide messenger RNA. RefSeq names its product probable elongator complex protein 2 (gene Elp2). Gene Ontology annotation, molecular function: protein binding. The record is from RefSeq and is a predicted model, not a curated record. The coding region runs from base 178 to 2400 and encodes 740 amino acids. Gene Ontology annotation, biological process: tRNA wobble uridine modification. Lineage: Eukaryota; Metazoa; Arthropoda; Collembola; Entomobryomorpha; Isotomidae. Gene Ontology annotation, cellular component: elongator holoenzyme complex. The transcript is spliced from 12 exons.
CGCAUUUAAUCCAAUUUAAAUUUAGAGCACAUGUAAAUAAAUAUGAAAUACGUGUUUUUUUACAAUUUUGUAAUAUUUCUACUUUAAUUGUCGGAUUGCAGUAAAAAUUAGAUUUUGUUAAGUUGGAGAAAGCAGAACAAUUUAUUAUCAAGUUUGAUUGAUUUCCUGAUUUUCGACAUGGAAGCACGGGUAGAAUAUAUAUCUGCGGUGUGUAAUUGCACCUAUAACUGCUUGGAGGUGACAGAUUCUUUUGUGCUUUUUGGAACCAACAAGGCUCUUGCGAUUUACGAUUUGGAUGAGGAGAAAGUAACGUCAACCUAUUUUUGCCAUGAAGGGAGGGUUAACUGCGUUCGAUUCGUGAAAACCGUUUCACAGCCAUUCGAGUUUGUCGUUAGUUGCUGCGCCGGUGGACGGCUAAUUCUUCUGGAAAAUUGUGAAACACCAAGUUCUAAGAAGGAUGUUUUCAAAUACAAACCGUUAGUUACCCAGCAAGUGAAUGGACGCUGUAAUACGGUCUGCGAUGGAAUACAACUUGAAGAUGGGACUUUUAUUUUGGGGUGCAUUACAGCUGAAUCUGAAAUUUUCAUGUAUUCAACGAAUCAGACGGGCUCGGAAUUGGUACUCCUGCAAGAAAUUCGCCUUAAUAGAUCACUGGCGAACGAUUUGGCAUUCCAUGCCUUUGAAGAUGGAAAUAUUAUCCUAGCACUUGCAAUGGACACGGGGGCAGUUGCUUUAUAUGACUUGGAUAAGAGUAAUUGUACAGAUAAUUUGUUCAAGUUCGUGCCUGUGUUAACUUUACAAAAACAUGAGGACUGGGUCAGAUGUCUGGAUUUUGUGACAUUGGAAACUGGCGAUACCUUAUUGGCAACUGGAGGGCAAGAUUCGUUUAUCGCUGUGUGGAAAUUUUCCAAGUCGAAAUCAGACCAAAGCAGUUUUGAAUUCCAAGUACAUCAGUACAAAGACUAUAACGUUGUAUUUGACUCGAUGAUUAUCGGCCACGAAGGCUGGAUUAACUCGUUGCAUUGGAACUUUGAAGGGGAACUAUUAUCAUGUUCCAGUGACCAAUCCAUAAUCAUUUGGGAAAAUUUGGGCGACAUUUGGAUGGAAAAAGAUAGACUAGGAGUAACUGGUGGGAUGGUACCUGGCGGAUGCUGCGCAAAAUAUUUCAGUAAUCGAGUUGUUAGCUCAGGAUUUCAAGGCGCUGUUCAAAUUUGGAAUUAUGUCGAGUCACAAUGGCAGCUUCGACCAAGCAUUACAGGUCACUUUCGUCCAAUUUCUGACAUGGAUUAUGACUGCCACGGUAAUUAUGUUGUAACCACGAGUGAAGACCAAACCACUCGGAUCCACGCCCCUUGGGGAAAAACUCGUUGGCAUGAAAUAUCUCGACCUCAGAUUCACGGUCAUGAUUUAUUCGCCUGUCGAACUAUAGGAGAAAUGAUAGUUAGUGGGGCAGAGGAAAAAAUUUUGAGGGCGUUCCAGCCAACGGAAAUAUUUUACACAAAUUUGCAAGACGCGAGUGGGAUUCGAGUGGAACAUGCAAAUGCUGCAAAAGCCGCUUUCUUGCCUUCUUUGGGAUUGUCUAACAUAACCGAGGACACUCAAACUGCUGCCAUUUCGUUGGAUCUUCCUCUGGAAAGCAGACUGGAUGAAGACUUUAUUCGAUCGCAAACUCUUUGGUUGGAAGUGUCAAAGUUAUACGGCCAUGUGUUUGAAAUUGCAUGCAUUGCUACAUCUCCGGUUGAUCCGCUGAUUGCAAGUGCUUCACAGGCGACAAAGCAUCAAUUUGCAGCAAUUAUUUUAUGGUGCUCAAAACGAUGGAAAAAUCUGGGAGAAUUUCCGCACCAUAAACUUAACGUUACUGGAAUGGAAUUUAGUCCUGACGGGUCUCGCCUCUUAUCAGUAUCACGUGACCGGACAUGGGUAGUUUGGAAAGUUAUGAAAACAGAGGCAGAUGAUUUUAAAAUUGAAAUGAUUGACAAUGGUUCAAUUCACACUCGUGCACUUUGGGUUGGGACUUGGAGCCCAAGGAGUAAUUUCUUUGUCACUGGAGCUCGGGACAAGAAAUUAAUAAUUUGGGGCUGCACCAACAAAGAUGGGAACGAGAAAUACGAGCCUGCUAUUACGGAGACAUUUUCUUCUUCGGUUUCUGGAGCUGCCGUAAAUUCUGACAAUGUGAUUGCGAUUGGUCUUGAAACUGGGGAGGUAGAACUAUUCCAAUAUGAUCAAGAUAAUUCUAGUUUUAAAAAUGUGCUGAAAUUAGAUUGCAGUUAUGCUCAUCAUGACACGGUGAAACGGCUGAGGUUCAAUCCCUCAAAAAAAUCCCAACUAGCGUCAGCAGGGGCAGACAAUAUAUUUAAAAUAUUUGAAAUAGCAAAUAGUGGCACGAUUCAGAUUAUAUAAGUAUUUGUGCUAACAUCAUAUACCUAAAAAUACUUUCUAUAAUAAAUAGUUAUAAAUAUGUAUUUAUAGUGCACCUUAAAAUAAAACUUUGUAUACCGUUUUAAACUCUCCA